Fusarium pseudograminearum CS3096 is the source of this 1011-nucleotide messenger RNA. RefSeq lists its product as uncharacterized. Lineage: Eukaryota; Fungi; Ascomycota; Sordariomycetes; Hypocreales; Nectriaceae. The transcript has a single exon. The coding region runs from base 1 to 1011 and encodes 336 amino acids. The record is from RefSeq and is a predicted model, not a curated record.
AUGUCGUCUGUCAACCCCUUUACACCGGUGACCCCUCCACCGGAGAGUCUAUCAUUUCCUAAACUCCCUACCCAAAGGCCGUUACAGAACAAUCUCAAACGCAAGGCAUCGUCACAAGACCCUCUCAGUGGCCUGGCAGGUCUCAACGCACCCACGAUGAUGGCACCACCACCUCCUCCAACUUCGCAACCUAGAACCUCCUCAUCACCAAAUCUCAGCUCAGGGCCAAGUUCCAGCAGUACUCCCCAAUCUAGUGGUGCGACAACACCCGAAAUCCCCAACAUACCAGGUGCAAACCUCGAUCCUAAAUAUCUCGCCAUGGUAUCUCGCAUCGCCGCCUAUUAUCAACAAAGGUGUCAAGCUGUAGCAAACUACCAGCAGCAGCGAUGUCAGGCUUGGGCCAACAUGCAUAGACAAAAGUGUCAGGAUAUGAUGCAGGCUUCUAUGCUGGUGGUGGCUUGGUACGUGAGGGAUCGUAUCCAGCGCAGGCGAAGAAGAGAGAAGCAUCAGUUUCGAUCCGGAUUGAAGCGCAGGGCAGAUAAGAAUAAGAUCGCCAAAACCGAUGUUGUUCGCCGUUGGGUUAAGCAGAUCCCCGAGGGACAAGAAUCUCCCAACAAUCCCAUCGACACUCAGCUUGUCGACCGCGAAGAGGCCGAGUUCUCUAUGGAUCGUGAGAUGCAACCGGAUAAGGACACCAAGCUGUUCGAUAUGGCCGACAAUCUCAUCAAGAGCCAAUACAAGAAGAUCGAAGUUCCUAUAAUGGGCGUGCUCAACUUUGAUGAAAGCGACAACGAAAGUGAAAGCGACCUGGACGAGCCAGAGCAGUACGAGGAGAUGGACGAAGCAGAAGACCUCGCUGAAGAUGAUGAAUACUACGAAGUAGAAGACGAUGAACUAUAUGACGACGAGGACGAAAUCGAGUAUACAGGUGACGGUGCCUCAGAGGUUGUCCAUCACGGCACUGGCACAGGUACCGGCAGCCGAAACAACAACCACAGCGAAUCCUCAUGA